CACGAUAACAAAAUUGGUGGGAUUAUCGAUUUCAUUGUUGCGAUUCAUUCAAAAUGGCGUCGAAAAGGAAGCAAGAUGACAAGCAUCUCAAGCAAUUACGGGAGAUGGUUAGCAGGGAACACAACAAAACAUGUUUCGAGUGUAAUCAGAGGGGACCUACAUAUGUUGACAUGACAAUAGGGACAUUUGUUUGUACAGCAUGUAGCGGAAUUUUAAGAGGCAUCAAUCCUCCACACAGGGUCAAAUCCAUCUCAAUGGCCAGUUAUACAGCAGCAGAAAUGACUUCCUUAGAAAAGAGUGGCAAUGAGGCUAGUAGGCACAUAUGGCUGGGCUUGUACGACUCCAAAUCACAGCCCGGUCCAGAGUCCAAAGAAGACGGCAAGGUGCGGGACUACCUGGUACAAAAGUAUGAGAAGAAGAGAUGGUACGUCGAGCCAAGCCAAGCCGCGGUCCUCGCGGCUGCCAAAGCCAAAGAGGCGUCGGAAAGUGCGGAGAGGAAAAGCACAAGCAGUUCACACAGUACACCGGAGCCCAAACCGCUCAAGUCGUUAAUAGGCAGCAACGCAGCACCGAUAAAAGUUUUACAGCCACCUGGUCACUCCACUUCCACACACAACAUUAGCAAACCUCCUACGCUAGCUCAAACUGCCAACAAACAGAAGUCAGUUGAUCUUCUGGCUGAUCUAGGGGGAGAUCCUUUCGCAAGCACAUCACAACCAGCAGCACAAGCAGGAGGCUUUGGUCAAGCUCCCUUUGGUCAAGCAACUCAGCAAUCACCGUUUGGUCAGCCAGCCCAACAAGCAGGCUUUGGGCAACAGCAGACACCGUUUACACAGGCUGCGUUUGGGCAACCGGCAGCCCAGCAGGGUGGGUUUGCUGAUUUCAACCAGGCUUUUGGAGGACCAGCACAAAGUAGCCAAGCCUUUCCAGAUAAUACCAACAAAGAAAGUUUUGCCACAUCCAGUAGUUCAGGAGACCUAGGCGACUUAUUCUUUUCCCCUCAAACCUCCCAACAGAAUGAUCCAUUCAUGCCAGCUCAACCAGCUGCAGGGUCUGCCCCCUCUACCAACAACUUUGGGGCAUUUGAGUCGGCGUUCGCCCCCCAGUCUGCCCCUGUCCCUGUUGUCUCCUCCGCCCCCCUCAACCCCACCGUGCAAGGUUUACAGGGGCUCUCCAUCGCCAACGCAAGUCCUCCGUCAGGGGGCGCGGCUGGGUCAGUAGGCUCGUCGGGUGGGGACAAGUACGCUGCAUUCGCUUCCCUGGACAGUACUCCGCCCCAGGAAAGUGCCAGCGUCAACUGGAGCGGAGGAGGAGGAGGGGGUAGAAGUGCAUCUGGUGUUAUCGACUGGGGUGGUGGUGGUAGUAGUGCAGCUCCUCCCAAGACUUCAUCUAGCUCUGGAUUCGAUUGGGCUGGAGGGAUGGCCAAGUCGUCACCGCAGGCGUUUCCAGGAACAGCCAGCGCAUCAGCCACAUCAUUAGGGACGCCGUCCACGUCUUCAUCACAACUGUUUGGCUCAGCACCUUUUGGUGCACAGCAAGGAGCACCGCAGGGUAAUCCCUUCAUGGCUAUGUCUUCAAGCGGUGCUACCCAACCAACAAGUACUAUGGUAAACAACCCUUUCCUAGCAGGCGGAACCCAAGGGGCUCCUGCCCAAGCAAACGGACUCUUUGGUAUGCAGCCAGCUGGAGCUCCAGGGAUGCCUGCACAGAACCCUAUGAUGAUGCCAGGAGCAGGUGGAGCCUUCAACCAGCAAAUGCCUCAGCAACAACCUGGAGCCAAUAUGCAAAUGAAUGGAAGAGUAGGGGCAGGGUUUCCUCCUCAAGGACAGUUUGGCGCGGCUGGUGGUUUUGGUGCCAUGCCUCAAGCUCAAGGUGUGAUGCCUAAUCAGUUUGCGAUGGGUAUGCCAGGAGGUCAGCAACCGCAGCAAACCCCUCAAGGAGGCUUAGGAUUUGGGGGUGCGGGUAUGGCCGCAAUGGCAGGACUACAGUUUAAUAAAAUGGGCCAACCACAGCAGCAGCCGAUGGGACAGUUUGGUGCACCUCAACAACCUACGCCGCAAGGUCAGCAACAGAUGGCUGCAUGGGGAGCAGCACCUAAUGCAGUACCACAACAGAAUCCUAUGGCUCCUAAUCCUUUCAUGAUGCAAGGGGGAGGAGGGUUCGGCGCCCAAGCUGCCCUUCCACCAAAGAGCAGUAACACCAGCAAUCCAUUCCUCUAAUCAUCACAUCACCAACCAACCCACCUACAUACGUCUUCAUCCAUCGAGACUAGACCUUAGUAUCCCUAGAAGAUGGCCAGUCCAGCCCCCUUCCAUUUGAGAACAGCCAGGAUUGGGUCAUUAGAGAGAACAGGACUUUGCUGGAUGCAACUGGAAUCAACUGGAAUCAACCGGAAUCGGCUGGAAUGAACUGGAUUCAACUGGAUUCAUGAUAUUGGUGUUGUGGAUGGAGCCCUUAUGGCUGCUUUGAGUGGUGUUAGAGGCUCUUCUGUGGUGGACAUGUUGAUGUCCUACACCCAGUUGGCUCCAGCUUCAAGAGAUCAGGGGGUGUUUCACAAAAUCAGUGACAAAUGACAGUUUCUGUUAUAAGCUACUGAAAUCCUUGCUUCUGAUUGGUUAUCAGCAGAUUUGUCAUUGAUUUUUGUCAUUUGUCAUUGAAAAAAGGCUUUGUGAAACAGGUCCCAGGAAUGCAGGUUAUAUGAAAAUAGAACUGUCUGUAGAUGUGAACUGAAAUUGCAGACCUGGAUGGAAGAAAAAGAGUCUCUGUUCCAAAUCCCAUCUUUUGACACAACUAAGAGAUAUUCCUAGAAUCAUUAUGCCACUGACGUUGUCUGUAGUUUCUAGCAUAGAAAAAACAUUAUUUCCCCUUUUCUCUACCCUCUCUCUUGUCCUCCUCUUUCCCUCUUUGUGACUGCAGUUAUUCUACCAAUACCAAAUGAAAGCAGGAGAAAAGGGCCAGGCACAUAUCUCCAGUUAGAAAUGACAAUCUCGAUGAUUAAAAUUGGUCCAUUUAGAAAAGAUACUGGAUAUCAUGGUUGCCAUUUGAUUAAUGCAAUGAGCCUUCAGCAUCAAUUUUUCUAUGACUCAGUACCCUUUCUACAGUGACCAAAUUUAUUAUUAUGGUUAUCAUUAUUGAUAUCAACUACACGUGACAGGACAUCAACCAGGUAAAUUGGUUACAAUAAAAGCACAAAUUUAACAGUGAAUUGUCUUUAGGAAUGAUUUGUCUUCUCUUUUUCUUAUUGAAGCCAACUUCACUAAUUCUAGAAAUGGUAAUCAAGGACCUAAAUGUUCGGAUUCUGAUCGAAGCAAAAGAUACUUUAAGCCUGCAAGAUAGAAAUAUUUGUACACAGCGUUUAGAAAUGUGAUAUUCUAACCAAGAUCUUCAUUCGGAUAUUCCAUACACAGAUUAGAAUACUAGAUAACACCCCAUUGUAUAUCAUCAGUAUUUGAAAUUAAAUUCUGCUCUCUUUUUUCUGUUGUUAUCAUACCAAGGCUUUAUUUUUAUUUUUCUUCUAUUUAUUGGCGCUUCCACUAUGUUGUCUCAUUGACCACCAAGCAUAAAUGUGCUUUAGUUGGAAUUAUAUGAAUGUAUGAAAACAAAACAAUAUCUCACAUAUCCUGUAGGCAGCCUCUUUAUAAUAAUAUAAAUGUGAUAAUAUUACAUAAUUUAGAAAACGCCUUUCCAUAAGAUACAGAGCCCAUAAAACAGAAGUACGAGAAAGGAGAAGAGCCCCUUAACUUGCAGCUAAGGAUGGUGUUGAUGUAUAAACGUUAUCUAUGAGGGCUUGAUUUCAGAAAGUGUGGUAUAAAGGCAAAGUUUAGUGUCUAAGACUAUCAAUGACAUAGAAAAUCUCCAUGACACAGUUAAGCAGUUUAUUGUGUAUCAGACCUGAUAAUCAAGAUUGCUGGAUAUGCCAACUAUUAGCUAAUUAUUAAAACAUAUUUUGAAUAAUGUCAUACUAUUGCAAACUGUAUGUGCUAGGGGCUUUUGCCUAUUCCAUGUGUCAUUCAGUCUUGGUAACACUAAGUUUGCAUGAUGUUAGGAUAUGCCUCUUUAUGAUGAUAGCGCUUGGAGUUCAUUCAAUAUUGCUUGCAUAGAAAGAAAUACAAAUGUCAAAGCUCCAGGGUCACCAGAAGUACACGUGUAUCAGACUUUGGAUCAAAGGUCAUUCAUGAUAUUGGUAAAAGUCAAAAAGAUGGUGAAGUAUGUUCACCUCAUUUUAUUAUUUUCUCAACCCUCUUUUAAAUCAAGGUACACAAUCCUACCAAAUUUGGCUCUGAAAUGCCUGCAAUUUUUGUUUGAUUAAAUAGUCGACAUGUUUUUUAUAAAUUUUGUCAGGUACAAGACAUAACUAGUAUCUGUUAUGGCUGAAUAUAUCCUUAUUUAAUCUUGCAAGUAAAAUUGUAUCUAAGCUUGAAAAGUUUUGCCUGCAUGAUUCUGUCUUUUUACACCAAGUAAUUCUCUAGAGAGAGAACACUAAAGAGAUAAACAUUGAAACCCCUCCCGCCAGAUCGUCAUCUAUGAAAUUAAUCUUUCAAGGCUAUUUGAAGAAAACUUCUUGUUGAAGAAAAGGCGCCUUUCCAAUCAAUUCCAGAUCUUGACCAAUAUUCUGUGGCCUUGUUGAACUUUGAAAGUACAAAUACCAAAUGAAUCCAUACACAGUGUAGUAGAAACUUCAAAUUGUUAACAUAGGAUGAUAAAUGUAUUGUAGUUAACACGAGUUAAGAGGUUUUACCAGUUGAAUUUGAGGGAUGUAUUUUUUAAUCUCGAGAAACUUGAGAAGAGCAAUUGGUAGUUUUAAAUUACUACAGAUGUUGGUCAUCAACAUAAUUGUAUUCUAUUCCAGGAAAAUUGCAGUUUGGUUGAAACUGAAGAAUUAUUAAUCACUUUUAAUUGCAAUUAUCACAUGGGCAUGAAUUUUUAACACUAGAAAUGUAGAUUUGGAGGCAACAGUGAAAUUCUAAUUGAUAUGAGACAGUAUAAAAUAUGAAAUGAGAAUCAUUCCUUUAGAAAACCUAGAUGGUUCCAAACGAAGUUGUCUUUUCUGUAGGAUAUUGUCCAUAUGUGUUACGUUUGUUUCAUUUUCAUUGCUAAGGGGCUCUUUUUCUCCUUUUUUUGUUUUUUCGCUGAAAGUAAAACUUUAUUCAAAAUGCUGUAUAUAUAUAUAUAGCAUUUGGUAUUUGAGCUUAAAAGAGGCCGAUAUUUUGAUACUGUGUGUGCAUAAAUACAUUUUAACAAUUUGUUAGGGCCUGGUCCUGAAUCCCUUGCGAGCAGAAUCUUUAUCUCUCUGUCAGGUUAGAUUUUCAAUUACAGUCAAACUUGUCUUGGCGGCCACCUCCCUAUAAAGGCCACAAUGAACAUCCAUGUAUUUUGUCUCCCUCAAGAAACAAAUGCAUGUUGUAAAACCUGUCUACAGUGGCCACUUUUUCUGUUUCCCUUGGAUAUCCUUAAUAGACAGGUUCGACCAUAUUAGAAAAAGGUUUAAUAGUUUAUUGUCUGUUUGGAGCGAGUAGGCUGUUUACUCUGAGUAACAUAGAAAUUUACCCUCUUGUGGCUCCAAACAGACUUAAGUAUAUUAUUAUUAAACUGUCAAACAAUAUCCCAUCUCCGUUCAUCUGUCUAGAAAUUACACGGUUUUGAUCUUGCUUUAAAUGAAAAUGUGGUAGGUUAUCAAGAUGAUAUAUGUAAGCAACCCAGGCUAGAAAUUCAAUAUCUAUUCAUACAAAUUAUACUCAACCCAUUAGCCUCUGAUUUAUUGUGGCAUUGUGCUGGAGAUCAACUGUUGCAUGACAGCUUUACCAGAGCAUAACCUACCUGGGCCCCUUUUCAUAAAGAGUUGUGAUUGGUCUGAAUCAAUUGCAAGUCCUUCAAUCAAUCGCAAGUUUACAAUCAAUCGCAAGUUUACAAUCUCCUGUCUCUUAAAUACAUAGUUGCGAUUUAUUUAUUAUUCGCAAAUAAAUAUCAACUCUUUAUGAAGCGCAGCCCUGGUUACAUAGGCAUGUUAUAAAACCCAUCCUUUUUAAUAUAUCAAGUUAGUUAUCUCUUGCCUAGUAUAUAUUUAUUCCUAAAUGACCAAUAACCCCUUUUAUGAAUUAUCCAUUAGUUAUGCAUCAUUAGCACCAACAUUAACCCCAUUUUCUAAUCUCAUUUUGAUAUUUACAAGUCCAUUAUUAACAUUAUAUUUGGCUCAUUUAUUGUGUAACUUGACAGUAAAUUAUAUUUCCGAAUAUCAUUUAACCAUUUAUGAUUAUCUGUCAUUCAAGUAUUUAUAUGUUGUUCAUUUUCAUUUUAGUAUAUAUUUUUGAAUUGUCAUCUCUCCUUUCUAAACACCCCAGUACUUUAUAUGUGCUGCACUAAGCUCUUCAAGACGGCACAUAUAUUUACAUUUUUGUUCAUGGAGCUUAUGUUUAGCAUAUACUGUAAAGGAAUUCAUAUAUAUUUUGUUUAUUAAAAUGCUUAUUUAAAUUUUGUCAUAUGCUGUACAUGUAUAAAUUAAUUAACAAAUGUGUAUUAAUUUCUUGAGAAUGAUCACCAUCGAGGUGUGAUGAUCGUAUCUUUGUCUAAUCCAAAUUCAUGUACAUGGUUUAUAGAACUUUUUUUGGAAUGGAGAAUGGUUCUGUGCACUCGGAGGCUAGCUGUAAAAUGUGCGAUAUAUGAAAUAAAAUGUUCUUGUUCUUUUACAUA
Molecule: messenger RNA, 6687 nt
Organism: Strongylocentrotus purpuratus (purple sea urchin)
Lineage: Eukaryota; Metazoa; Echinodermata; Echinoidea; Camarodonta; Strongylocentrotidae
Gene: agfg1
Product: arf-GAP domain and FG repeat-containing protein 1
Exons: 9
Coding region: 54-2219 (721 amino acids)
Molecular function (GO): GTPase activator activity
Source: RefSeq, a predicted model, not a curated record